Amaranthus tricolor (Joseph's coat) is the source of this 1107-nucleotide messenger RNA. RefSeq lists its product as uncharacterized. The coding region runs from base 47 to 988 and encodes 313 amino acids. The record is from RefSeq and is a predicted model, not a curated record. The transcript is spliced from 2 exons. Lineage: Eukaryota; Viridiplantae; Streptophyta; Magnoliopsida; Caryophyllales; Amaranthaceae. Gene Ontology annotation, biological process: RNA processing.
AACCGAACACAUUUCCCAACAGAAACUGAAAAACUUCUAAUCAAAGAUGGGUAAGCGAGGAGGUAAGAAGAAAGCGAAUAACGGUAAAAGUAUCGCAUCAUCCUCAUCUCUUUCUAUUAAAGAACAAGCAAGUGGAAAGAAACAAUCCCAUAAUGCUAAAUCGAUUCUUAAACUUAAUCACUUUCAGAAUCUGGCUCAGUGGGCUUCUUCUUCUUUACCAUUUCAAUGCAACGAUGAACCUUCAAUGGGUUGUUUGGGUGCAUUUUUUGGUCGUCGUUUUGCUGAAUUUGGGGAGUCUUUAGGAAUUUCUCCAGGCCCUUCUCUUUUUUCUUGCCAAAGAUGUGAAACAAUUCUCCAACCUGGUAUCAAUUGCACUAUUCGAAUUGAAAAAAAUCGAGCCAAAACUAGAAGGCACAGCAAAAGUAAGACAGCCACACAGAAUAAUGUUGUUUACACAUGCCACUUCUGCUCUCACCGGAACCUAAAGCGAGGAACUUCUAAAGGGUAUAUGAGAGAAUUGGCUCCUCCAAAGCCCAGUUUUUCCAAGCUUAAAUCUGCAUCACAGACAUGUGUAGCGGAGAAAAGCAAUUCCAGUGAUGUUGAAACUGCCAGAACAGCCGACUCCACGAACUCUGCAUCACAAACAUGUAUGGAGAAAAGUAAUCCAAGCAAUGUCAACAGAACAGCUGAAGUACCUUCACCAGCAGUAAGCAAUACCAGUAUUUCUCUGUCAGUUACCCAAUCAAGUUCACUAGCCAACAGCGGUGCAAAAUUAUUGGAUAGUAAGAAGAGAAAAAGGAAAAAACCAGAACCGAAGAAAUCAGCAGAUGAAAAGCUGGUGAACUCAGCCCCAGCAGAUAAAGAAAAACAAAGCGGUGCUUCACAGAAAAGGAAAAAGUCCUGGACUACUCUGAAAGAGAUUGCAGAGAAUGAACAACAUGACAGGAAUCAGCGGUUCACAAAAUUUUCAAUUCCAUUUAUCUUGUAAUUGCGUUGGAUCACUUAAUUUAAACGCGAGGCCCUGUAGUAAAAUUUUGUUUGUCACAUUCGGUGUAAUCACUAAUCAGGUUGGUUAUUAGGAAUGUCCAUUUUCACGGAUUUGUAGUU